Molecule: messenger RNA, 775 nt
Organism: Eruca vesicaria subsp. sativa (arugula)
Lineage: Eukaryota; Viridiplantae; Streptophyta; Magnoliopsida; Brassicales; Brassicaceae
Source: the annotation of a GenBank genome assembly
AAAACACACAAACUCAUCUGUUUUGUCCAAAAAUAAAGACACAAACUCAUAACCAGAAACACAACAUGGAUUCAUCAACCUUUCUCGCAAGCUUAGACCAAGAAAAACCAUAUCCGGUUUCGAGAAAACCAUCAAAGCAAAAGAAGAAGAUGUCUUCAACCAACAAAGCCAUCAAAGUUCGUUACAUAUCAAACCCCAUGAAAGUCAAAACAUGUGCUUCAAAGUUUAGGGAGCUCGUACAAGAGCUCACUGGCCAAGACGCCGUCGAGCAACCGGAGCCAGUGUUCUCCUCCUCCAGCGUCUCCGACCUCAGCCCUUCUCCGCCGCCGCCGGAGGAGAAUCUUGCGCCACGUGUGUUUGAGCAGGAGCCGUUCGAUGAUCGGGUGGGUGAGUACUAUGAGCCGUUGAAUGGUGAAGAGAUGUUUUUGCCUCAUAUGUCGGCAGGUUUUUCUGGUUUUUUCUCGAAUGGGUUUUACAAUGUGAAUGACUUUGGAAGAAUUGAUUCAGUGUGAAAGAUCUCUUCUGAGUCUUUUAGGGUUUUUCAUCGAGUACAUAUAUAAGAAUUAUGAAAUCCAUACAUGAAUUAAUAAUAGUAGUAUAACUAAGGUUUGUGAAGCAAAUUAUAAGAGAUAAAUCACUUGUGAAUUUUUUGGAAUGGAUCUUUUUUUUUAUAUAUAUUGUUUUGUUCAUUGUCUUUUCAUCAAACUUUGUUGGUAUGUACGAACUAAAACUAAUCAUGUAUUUUUAAUUUAAUUAUGAAUCUAUUGUGACCCAU